GGUUGAGAACCACUGCCCUAGGGCAUGGUCUCCUCAGGGAGAAACUGAACAGGUUGGUCCCCCCCCCUCCUCCUCCUCUUCUUCAUUCACACAACAGGCUCGUGAAGGCACGCAGGUCACAAAUGAGACUGGUGUUAGUUCAGAGGACCAACAGGCUCUGUGGUCAGAUCAAUUUAAUGCAUUUAUGCAGUGUGCAUUUACACAAUUUAUGUCUUCUUCUAGGAGUCAACGGUUUUCACAACCACCUCCUCCAUCCAUGCCUCCUUCUCAAACGGGGCGUGCCACGGUUCCCGGUUCUGGUGUCUCUGAGAUAUCUUCACAAUUAGGCGAGGAAGAGUCAGUGGAUCUAGAGGUAGCCGACAUGCCCAUGUCAGAGGAUGAGGAGGAAGCGCCCGAACAGGCGCAAACCUCGGGUCUUUUUGAUCCUUCCCUUUUCAGAACUUUACUUCUGAAAGCCUGUACCACGGCUAACCUCUCCUCAUCACAGGAUGACAAACCUUCCACCUCCACCAACCAGGAGUCCAAUCCUUUGUUCGCGGAACAGGUUGUGGAGAAGAAACAGAUUCCUUGCCCGCAUGUAUUUCGGGCUACUGUGGAGAAACAGUGGUCAUCCCUGGCCACUUUUCCUGCCCCCAAUAGCACAGAAAGGAAGCUCUUCAAUGUUUCUUCCUCUUUUGCUUCCCUCUUAGAGGUGCCUUCUAUGGAUACUCCACUAACCUCUUUAUUUUCCACAUCGGCUAUUCCAGGGGAUAUGGUAGAGGCCAUGAAGGCGGAGGACAAGAAAUUUGAGUUCUCCCUUCGCCGAGUUCAUCAGGCCUCGGCUUGGGCGAUUAAGGCUGCGACUUCCUUUUCCUUCUUUGCAAGGGCUUCAAUCAUGUGGCUCUGCGAACUUCAGGCACUCGUCCCUCCUGACCAGGUACGCACACAUCAGACACUGGGAAAGCUAGUGGUAGUGUCAGAAUACAUGGCAGACGCCUCAUUUCAUUCAGCCUGGUACUCCUCUAAAUCCAUUGCAGCCACAGUUGCCUCCAGAAGAUUGCUCUGGCUAAAACAGUGGCGGACUGACUUAAAGUCUAAGUGGCGUCUGUCGACGGCCAAGUACGGUGGUACACAUUUAUUUGGUCCGAUUCUUGAACCACACGUAAUAGAGGGCAAAGAUAAAUGCAAGAUUCUGGCACACCCCUCCAGAAGGCUGGAUAGACGACCUCUGCAGGAUUUUCGUAGACAGACUUUCCGCUUCAGUGGUUCCUGGGUGUGGAGGCAGCCCUUUCGGCCAGGGCAGUCCUGGGAAUGGCCCAGAGGCUCACGAUCCUUUCCCCCUAGACAGGAUCGCCAACAGGACCACCAGAAUGUCAGAGCCAGGGGCCAAUACCAGUCCAAACACCCUUUCCGGGGCACAGGGGGCCGUCCCUACAGACGGUCUAAGUGACGCCAGGGAGGACUCUCCCAUAGGCGGUCGGUUGUCGCUGUUCAGCGACAUUUGGGAGCUUACCACUACCGAAGCUUGGGUCAGGGAGACCAUAAAACGGGGUCUCACUUUAGAAUUCAUCUCAAAUCCUCCAGACUGCUUCAUGCGGUGUCCUGUAUCAAGAAACCCAGUCAAGGCAAAAUUGGUAGCCACGGCCAUCUCCCAUCUGUUAGAAAUCAGGGCAAUAGAACAGAUACCACAGGAACAGGAAGGACAGGGAUUUUAUUCCAUUCUGUUCGUGGUACCCAAAGCCUCGGGAGGUUGGAGGGCGAUACUGGAUCUAAAGGGUCUAAAUUAUUUCUUAAAAUACAAAAGGUUCAAGAUGCAGAUCCUAAGGUCCAUUCUAGCCAGCAUCAGGAAAGGGGAUUUCCUAUCCUCCAUAGACCUGACAGAGGCUUACUUGCACGUCCCAAUCCUCCCGGAACACCGCAGAUUCCUUCAGUUUUGUUACGCAUACCGGCAUUAUCAGUACAGGGCUCUUCCCUUCAGUCUCUCUUCAGCUCCAAGGGUCUUCAGAAAGGUCUUGGCAGUAUUGGCAGCCCACCUCAGGAUGAUUCCGGUGCGCACACAAUGCUACUUGGACGACAUUCUAAUCCAAUCCAGUUCUUUUAGGUCAUCUCUGUCAGACCUGGAAAUCACAAUCAGUGCUCUUCAGGAUCACGGGUUUUCCGUGAAUUUCAAGAAGAGUCACACCACUCCCACAAGGCGCCUCCUUCAUCUAGGGGCGAUAAUAGAUUCAAACCUCUGCAAGGUCUACCUUUCGCAGGAGCGCCGGAUCGGCAUCCGGAAGCUCGUACACCAGGUUCGGAGAGAGAGAAACAGAACCUCAGUUCAUCCACGAGGAGGGUGAGGGUUCCUGACCACACUCUAUCCUCUCUCCUACGGUGGGCUUCAUCCGCAAUGAUGAAAGGGACCAUCUUCAAGGAACCCCCAAGACUCAUCUUGACCACAGACGCCAGUCUGUUCGGUUGGGGCGCCCAUCUACAGACUCAUCUGGCGCAGGGUCAGUGGUCCCAGUCGGAUCUAGCUCACAACAUAAAUUGGCUUGAGCUCAGGGCCAUACACUUGGCACUCCGUCAGUUUUCCUCUGUGGUGAGGGGACAACACGUCCUCAUUCUGAUGGACAACGUGGCUGCCAAGGCUCAAAUCAACAAGCAGGGAGGGACCCAGUCUUGGUCCCUCAUGCUGGAGGCUCUGGCCCUGGGUCUGUGGGCGGAGUCCAACCUGGGUUCCAUCAAGGCGGAACACAUAUGGGGCAGGCAAAUCAGCAAGCAGAUUCCCUGAGCAUGGUCACGGUCGACCACUCAGAGUGGAGUCAGGAUCCGGACCUGUUCAGGGAGAUCUCGAUCAGGUUUGGUCGUCCACAACUGGAUCUCUUUGCCUCUCCAAGAAACUCUCAGCUCCCCAGGUUCUUCACCAGGUUUCCAACUCGGGGGGCGGAGAGAACGGACGCUCUCUGGUACCGGUUGCUGGGGGGGUCUGCUUUACGCCUUCCCUCCCCUUCCUUUGAUACAGGCGACCAUUUGCAAAUUGAUUCAGGAAAGGGCCGAGAUCAUCUUAGUUGCUCCACAUUGGCCAAGGCGUCCGUGGUUUGCCGACCUUGUGGAUCUGUCGUUCUCACCACCAUGGAGGAUCCCUCCGGACAGAGUAGCCCUCAGCCAGGGGAAGCUUCAACAUCCAGAUCCACAGUGGCUCCAGUUAGCCUCCUGGCACCUGAGCGGGAAAGUUUAACUAGACAAUCAUAUUCAUCAGGGGUGAUCUCAAUGAUUCAGGCCUCAAGACGUCCUUCAACUAAUAGGAUUUAUGAUGCCACGUGGAAAAACCUCUGCACUUGGUGUGUUAAGCAGAAUCUCAGGCCGCUGUUGGUCACUAUUUCUAACAUAUUAGAAUAUCUCUUGGAAAGAAUAAAUAAGGGGUUAUCAAUUAACACCAUCCGCAGACAAGGGCAGCCCUAUCAACGGUCCUAACUUGCGAUAACUUGAUUCCUUUAGCACAACACCCAAUAGUUAGUGCAUUCCUGAAAGGAGCAGUCAAUGCUAGACCCCCUCCGGUGCAUCGAUACCCAUCUUGGGAUCUACCCAAGGUAUUGCAAGCCCUGACUUUCCUUCCUUUUGAGCCUCUCAGGUCUUGUUCACUUCAUUUUCUUUCCUUAAAGGUGGCAUUCUUAGUAGCUAUCACUUCUGCUAGGCGAAUCUCGGAUUUGGCUGCAGUCUCAGUACGGAGUGAUUUAUGUACCUUCUUCGAAGAUAGGGUGGUCCUUCGCUUGGACCCCUCAUUCAUCCCAAAGGUCAAUACUUGGUUCCACAGGUCCCAGGACCUGGUUCUUCCAAAUUUUUGUCCCAAUCCGUCUCAUCGGUUAGAGAGGCAGUGGCAUAAGUUAGAUGUACGCAGGGCUCUGCGUCUUUAUAUUAAGAGGACCUCGGUUUUCCGUAAAUCGGAGGCUUUGUUCGUAUCCUUCAGACCCUCUAUCAUGGGUCAGAAGGUCUCCUCUUCAACCAUAGGUAGAUGGAUCAGAGCAUGUAUUGCUCGAGCCUAUACUUCUCAGUCUCUCCCAGUCCCUACACACAUUACUACUCACUCUAUGCGCAGCGCUGCUGCCUCAGCGGCCUGGUCCACCUAGGCAUAGAUUGAAGAGAUAUAUAGGGCAGUGACUUGGUCCUCCCCUUCUUCCUUUGUAAGACACUAUAAGAUUGAUCAGUUUGCAGCGACAGAUGCCUUGUUUGGUAGGCGGGUCCUGCAGCAGGUAGUUUCUUCUCAGGGGACACAAGCCUAGACUCCCGGUGGUGACAUGAGUGGCUUUGGUACGUCCCACCAGUGGAUUCUACAGGCAUCAUGCUGGAGAAGGGGCGUUGUCUUACCUGAACGCCUUUUCUCAGCAUGAUGAUGUAGAAUCCACACCCUCCCCUUGAGGCAGUCUAGGCUAGUGUCAGGUUUAUUGGAGCCAAUGUGUCAGAUUUCAUUAUGGAUGCUUCACCUCGUCAAAAACUGGAAGGACACACACAGAGGGAGGCGUGGCUAGAAUUUGACUUAGUCUCUUCUAAGCAGGAAGGCUAAGAUUACCCACCGGUGGAUUCUACAUCAUCAUUCUGAGAAAAGGCGUUCAGGUAAGACAACGCCCCUUUUGUUUGUUUUUCUAGCUAUUGCUGUACAUUGUUUUUUUAAAAACAUUUUAAAAUUAAAGACUUUGAUUGUGCUCUGAAAUCAUUCUCAAAAAGGUGAGAAGUGUUACAGUUUCAUCAAUUACAGUUUGCUUGUUUACUUGAUCGAUUUAUAUCUCUUCUUUCAUACAGGAGUUUAAUGUAAUAUAAAUAGUUCUCCCUUCUAUUUUUUUCCCAUAACAAAAACUCUGUCAAAUAAAUUGGACUAAGAGAAAAUGACUGACUGAAAAUCACAUAAUAAGCUUCAUUGUUGGGGUGUAGAACCUGUGGCUUGCUAGUGCCAGACCUACUUAACCACCACAGCACACUGGCUGUCAUACAGAUCUUACUAGGCUGAGGAAACUACUCAAUUUACUGUCACACAAAACAUUCUGUCCUUUCUUGGACCACUUUAUUUAUAAGAUUUCUCCAAGAUGCUCCCAGCUAUUUCUUUUUUCGGAUGUUUUUUAUCUUGCCAUUAUUACUUUAUAAGUAACUCAAGGCAGCAAACAUACAUAAUACUCCUUUCUCCUCCUACAUUCCCCACAACAACAACAAUCCUGGGAGGUGCAUUGGGCUGAGAGAAUGAUUGGUCCUAGGUCACCUAAGCAACUUUUAUACCUAAGACAAAACUAGAAGUGACAGUCUCCUGAUUUCAAGUUUCUAUUAUAAUUUCUUUUCUAUGUUUAUUUGUUCAGCUCCACUAUGGUGUUAGUUAUAAAAUACAAACACUAACACAUUAUCUGGAUUUUAUAAAGGAGGAAAAAUCCUUUUAAUCAUCUGGAAGAUGUUCAAUUGAUCAUGGUCAUUUGCACUUGAAGUAGUUCCUACUUUGAUUUAGUUUACCCUUUUACAAUUAUAUGAACUUAAUUGAAUUAAAAUAAUUUCUAACUCUGAUAAAAUAAACUAUGAAAUUAGGCAUUCUAA
Molecule: messenger RNA, 5532 nt
Organism: Crotalus tigris (Tiger rattlesnake)
Lineage: Eukaryota; Metazoa; Chordata; Lepidosauria; Squamata; Viperidae
Exons: 2
Coding region: 185-1429 (414 amino acids)
Source: RefSeq, a predicted model, not a curated record